Messenger RNA from Brenthis ino (lesser marbled fritillary), 372 nucleotides. Lineage: Eukaryota; Metazoa; Arthropoda; Insecta; Lepidoptera; Nymphalidae. The record is from the annotation of a GenBank genome assembly.
AUGUUUGCCAGAGCUUUCCAGGGGCUGGUUAACUUAGGAAGGGAAGGGGCAAGACGAGGCGGCGUGGCUUCGCGUAGGCGCGGCACGACAAGAUGCGCGGGCGCAUUGCGUCUUUUUAACUUUUUUUGCCGCUUUACCCUUGCCUUGCUUAUAUGCGUGGCGAUCGCCUUACUCUAUUUUCUCUCGAACACUGCUUGCAGGUUAGCACGGCGCAAGGAGGGGAGCGUCGCGGGUAGUGAGGCGCAGGGCGAAUUCGGCGCGGGGGGUGCGGGAGCGGCUCACGGACGCGCCGAAAUGUUGAUAGCCUCCGCCCCCGGCCCUCAGGCCCUCCGUUGCUUCAGUGCAGUCUACCAUGCGGUUUGCGAUGACUUC